UAUAAUUGAUUUGACUAAAGCUAUCUUGGAUGACAAAAAGAAGGAUUGCAAGUUUAAUAACUUCUACUUUAGACUUUAAUUUCAACUAAAUUAUAAUUAGUCUUUUAUCCAUAUCAUCUUAGUUAUAAUCGUAAGGAUUUAGUAGAAUAAAUAAACAGUUUCAACAAUAUUUAAUAUGUGAUUUAAUAAACAAAAGAACAUGUAGGAUUUUUAGGAUUUAAAGAGAUUUGAGACAAUAGUUAACGAAUAUGAAAAGAAUACGAAGCAGAUGAUGAAAAAUGAUUCGAGCAAAUUAGUGGCAACACAGAGUUAAGCGAGAUAAAAAUAUUAAUCAAUAAAUAAUGAAAGAAGAAUGAGCAGAGUUAAGUUAUUACACAAGCCAAAACUAAGACAAAUCAAACGACAGAACGUGAAAACAAAUGUAAACAGGACAAGAGUAGAUGGUGAAGAUAAAAUGCAUUGAAAAACUGAAUGUUAGAUUAGAAAACAAGAGACAAAAAUAGAUUAAAAUGCAAAAACUCUGCGACUUGGCGCGGAUAACGAUCCCUAGUAUAUUAAAAACAAGACAUCGGUUGAAAUUUGCUUAAAUAUUAAAUACCCGUAUGCAUUUAAGAAAGAAAUUACAAGCUGUAGAUUUUAGAAAUGAAUUAAUCCUAAAGAAGAAAUGUAACGUGCAUAAGAUUCUGUUUUCAGCUUUUGACCUUGUGUUGCUUUUAAGUUUUAAGAUCAAGAAAAUAUCAAAACAAGAAAAGUGUCAGGUCUCCAAUGGCAGAGCCACAACCAUACCAACGUCCUCCUCAGGUGUUCAUCAGUUUCCACGGAGAUGAAUUGCGUGACAACUUCAUCAGAUAUCUUGUGUGGGGACUGAGAGACGAAAGACUCAACCUUUUCAUUGACAGAGGAGAAGCAAAUAGGAGAGAGAUACGAAACGUUUUCACAAAGAUCGAGGAUUCAAACAUCGCGGUCGUCAUCUUCUCCAAGAGGUAUAGAGAGUCAGAGAUGUGCUUGAACGAGCUUCAAAAGAUUCACGAACACGCUGAACAAAACAGACUCUUGGUGAUUCCUGUGUUCUACGAUGUGAGCAAGAGGGACGUGAAGAGCCUCGAGGGUGAAUUCGGCAAUCAUUUCAAGGAAAUGAGGGAGAAAUAUAAAAAUGACCCUCUUAAGAUCCUUACUUGGGAGGAUUCCUUGAGUUCAAUAGCUGACAGAACCGGUUUGACCUCAGAAGAACACGGAACGGGAUUAGGUCUUGUCAGAGAAAUAGUUAGCACGGUUAAAAGCAAGCUACUAAACUCCGCUGGAGGAAGAAGAAGACGAAGUAUGUCGAUCGGACUAGUGUUUGUUUUGGCUUCAACUGCGGUUUUCCUCUUUAUUCUCUUCAUAGCCCGUAAUUUUUGCGCUGAUGUGAGAAUUUACAAGGCUGUUAAGUGUUUGCUAGGUGUUCCGGUUUUGGUUGGUGUCUUGCACCAGCUUUAUCGUCUAUCAACACAUAACAGAUAAAUAGAUAAUAUCUCUUGAUCGAUCACCAACUCUAAUUAGUCAAAUGGCUUCACGCUGUUUUUGUUGUACAUCUGUUUAGUUGUAUUUACAAUCUCAAAGAACAAAA
Messenger RNA from Brassica napus (rape), 1606 nucleotides. RefSeq names its product TIR domain-containing protein. NCBI's taxonomy places the organism in Eukaryota, Viridiplantae, Streptophyta, Magnoliopsida, Brassicales, Brassicaceae. Bases 766 to 1500 code for a protein of 244 amino acids. The transcript has 2 exons. Gene Ontology annotation, biological process: signal transduction. The record is from RefSeq and is a predicted model, not a curated record.